AUGAGCGCGCCUCGCGUCAGUCUCCUCCCGCCCCGCCCAGGACUCGAUAACGCGCAUCAUGGUCCCGCGCAGGCAAGUGGAAUCAAGCUCUUCGACACACCGACGCAAUUCCACAAUCCAUGGAAGAGUUUCCGUAUGGCCACACCCACAGACCUCUGGACAGCGUACCAGAAGGGCGCGGCCGUAGCUCCCGCCCAGUCGUGCUGCUCUCCAGCUCAGACGCCGGGACGCAACUCGCCCAGCCUUGCCAGUGGCCCCUCAGCAGCCGAGGGCCAGAACAAGGACGUGAGCAAGUCCGAGGCCACUCUGGUCGACACAGAUGCGGCUGCCAGCUCGACGGUCGCUGGGUCGUCGUCGAAGGACGCGGAUGGAGAGAAAGACGGAGAGGGAAGGGAGCAGGACGGAGAAGGCACCGAGGACGGCGAGGAAGACACAGGCAAGACGUACGCCGAGGAAUGCGGCGAGACGCUGAACAGCCAACACCCCCAGGAGGAGAUUACAUGCUACAUCCGCCCGGAGCUGAAGGACAUGGCAGCCGACGACGAGGCGGACGACUGGCGCGAGCCGCCCCUCCGUGUUGUGCGUCCGGCGUGGGCACCCUGCGCCGCACCGGCAGUGACCUGGCUCGGCCACGCCAGUGUCCUGCUUCGUAUCCCGUGGCAGACACCGCCUUCCGCCGACCCAGUGUCUAGCCAGCUGCCAGCGGACAUGUGUUCCAUCCUGUUCGACCCAAUCUUUUCGCAGCGCUGUUCUCCCGUGCAGUCAUUCGGGCCUGCGCGAUACCUCGACCCGCCGUGUGGUGUAGACCAGCUCCCGCCCAUCCAUGCUGUUCUGAUUUCUCACGAUCACUACGACCACCUCGACUACAACACGAUCUUGGACUUGUGGGCCUUCCACCACCGCACGGUGCAGUUCUUCGUCCCCCUCGGGCUCGGCAAGUGGUUCCACUACUACUCUGGCGUGCCUGCGCAUCGAGUGACGGAGCUGGACUGGUGGCACGAGACGCUCGUCAGCUUUACGUCCACGCCUGGGUCGCCAGAUGGGGAGGAGGACCUGACUGGCGAGGGCGAGGGCGAUGGUGCCGAGGGCGAAGGUGAGGGAGCCAAGGAGCCAACAACGCAGCAUCCGCCCUCCCAGCCCGGGGGCGGCCCCAUUGGUGCGCCGGAAGUCGACGCCGACGCGCAAGUCGACAAGUCAGCCAGCCUGAAUCUGAAGAUCGUCCUGACUCCCGCCCAACACCGCAGCGGCCGCGGCCUGUUCGACCAGAUGACGACGCUGUGGGGCUCCUGGGUCGUCGGCGUCAUUGACCCCGCCCAGACCUCCCCCGACCCGCUCGAACCAGGCAUGCUGAACUGGAAGGGAUGGAAGGCCUUCUUCGGCGGCGACACGGGAUACCGCUACGCCGGCGCCGAGGACGACCCCGAGGCCGUAUGCCCGGCCUUCCGCGAGAUUGCCGAGUUGUAUGGCCCCUUUGACCUCGCCCUCUUGCCACUGAGCACGGGAAGCUCCCUGCCCUUCCUCCGCAAAACGCUCAAUAUCUCCCUCGACCAGUACACCAUGACGUCUGCCAUGCACUGCAGCCCAGAGGACAGUGUCGAGAUCCACAAGCUGCUCCCCGCCAAGCGCUCCUUUGGCAUUCACUGGGGCACGUUCUCGGAUGUGAGCGAGACGCGCGCGAGCAGAGUCACCUUCGGACGGGCUCGCAGAGAGGCAGGUCUCAGCAAGCGGUGGCCCGACAAGAACUGUUUCGUCAUUGCCGACAUUGGCGAGACGCUCGUGUACCCGAAGGACGACUAG
Trichosporon asahii var. asahii CBS 2479 is the source of this 1797-nucleotide messenger RNA. RefSeq lists its product as uncharacterized. Gene Ontology annotation, molecular function: N-acylphosphatidylethanolamine-specific phospholipase D activity. The record is from RefSeq and is a predicted model, not a curated record. Bases 1 to 1797 code for a protein of 598 amino acids. NCBI's taxonomy places the organism in Eukaryota, Fungi, Basidiomycota, Tremellomycetes, Trichosporonales, Trichosporonaceae. Gene Ontology annotation, biological process: N-acylethanolamine metabolic process; N-acylphosphatidylethanolamine metabolic process. Gene Ontology annotation, cellular component: membrane-bounded organelle; cytoplasm. The transcript has a single exon.